GUCAGUGUCAACUGCCAACUGCCAAGUGCCAUUCCUAUGCUUUACGAAAAUAAUAUGUAAAUAAACUUGAAAGAUUCUCAUAAACGGUAAAUGUAAUAAUAUUAAUUUUUCUGUUUUAAUUUUUAUUCUUAUUCUCGUAUAGUCAAUGUAUACUUAAUUCACAAUAUUUUAAAAAAUGGUACGCAGACAGCGUGAACAUAGCACCACUGAAGACGAAAUUGUAAUCGAUGCUUCUCCCCUCAAGAAACAUAAGCGACAUAAGCACAAAAAGAAGAAAAGAAAACCGGACAAUGAAUAUGACAGUGAUACUUCUAUCGAUGUCUCUUACGAGGACAUGGAGAAACCGUUUAAAUUGAAAAAUAGAAAGGAUGUACCUGGGACAGCAGCUGAGAUGUUAAAAGCACAAACCAUGAAGUCUUCAGAAUGUCGAAAAUCAAUACCUGGAUCAUCAUCAAGCACUCCUCCUAAAGUUACUUCCAAGAAAAAGAAGGCAAAGGGGCGGGAUAGUGGAACAUCUAGUGAAGAAGAAAGAUGGUUAGAUGCUAUCAAAUCAGGAAAAUUAGAAGAAGUAGAUGAGGAAUUGAAGAAAAUAAAACCAAAAGAUCCAAAAAUGAUGACUGCUAGGCAGAGGGCAAUGUAUGAACGGGGCAACGAUAAAGAAACAAGUCCAGGUGGUGAAGUAUUACUAGCUUUACCAUCUGGUUACAAAGAAAAAGUUAUGACUGCAGAAGCAUUACAAAAAGCAGCUCUUAAAUCUCAAAAAAGGAAACAACUGGCUGAUGAGAAGCGUGAAAAAGAUAAAAAGAAAACAAUGGAUAGACUUCUAAAAAAACAAGAAUCAAGAAAUCUGAAGAAUGCUCACAAGGGGAAACCAGUUCGUAAACUGGAGCCAAUGAUUGUUUAUAAAAACAGCAUAAAUGAGAUCUCAUUGUCUCUUCCUCAAGGAGUUCCAUUUCCAAUAAAAAGCCAACCACCAAUAGAAGCACCUAUUCCUAGUAAGUGUGGUGUGGAAGGAUGCAGCAAUAUAAAAAAAUAUAAUUGUUCUAAAACAGGUGUACCGCUGUGUAGUCUAGAAUGUUAUAAAAAAAAUUUUGCUGUAAAGGUGACAUAAAAAUAUAAUUACAU
Zerene cesonia (dogface butterfly) is the source of this 1125-nucleotide messenger RNA. Its product is annotated as INO80 complex subunit B. The transcript has 3 exons. Gene Ontology annotation, cellular component: Ino80 complex. NCBI's taxonomy places the organism in Eukaryota, Metazoa, Arthropoda, Insecta, Lepidoptera, Pieridae. The record is from RefSeq and is a predicted model, not a curated record. The coding region runs from base 176 to 1111 and encodes 311 amino acids. Gene Ontology annotation, biological process: chromatin remodeling.